AGACGCUGCCUCACACGGACUACUGCGUCGUUUUGCGGACCUAUUCCCUCUGCACCCGGCAGAUGGCCCGCUUGUGCCGGGGGGAUCUGGUGUACCACUCGGCAGUCUUCCGGAUCAAAGAACUCUUUGGGCAGCACAACUGCUCCAGCGAUGGGCCCACCUCCUCUGCCAGAGCCCCCGGCGCCGCCGACCUCCUGGUUGCGGAGAUGUGCGACUACCAAGCCCGGUCUGGUCUCCGGACCAAAUUUGCCCACUGUGGGCUCUUUGGAGAUCCUCACCUGCGGACAUUCAAAGAUGAAUUCCAGACCUGCAAAGUGGAAGGGGCGUGGCCCCUCAUUGAUAACCAGUACUUGUCGGUUCAGGUGACCAACGUCCCUGUGGGGCUUGGAUCCGGUGCCACAGCAACCAGCAAGAUCACACUGAUUUUCAAGAGCUUCCCAGGUUGUUCUGAGCAGAGGGUGUAUCAGGCGACCACCGAAGAUUUGCCUCUGGCUUUCACCGAUGGUACAAGGGACGGAGGGCUGCAGGAAGGCUCCAGCAGCCUGCGGAUCCUGGAGAAGCCAGAUGUGAGGCAGGUGGAGAUUCAGGCCCACCACAUUGGCAGCACUGUCAUUAUCCGGCAGGUGGGCCGCUAUCUCACCUUCGCGAUCCGUGUGCCAGAGGACAUUCUGGGCCCUUCCGAGCACAGCGCUGACCUUCAGCUUUGCCUCCAUGGCUGCCCCCAGAACGAGCGGAUCCAGGAACACCAGCUGAACCUGGCAAGCGCCGUCCCGCCCUGGCCAAGCUCCCGGCAGGCCUACACGGUGGAGUCUGCCACCGAGGAGUGCAGUCACCUUUUGCCGGUGGAGGACAUGUACUUCCAGUCUUGUGUCUUUGACUUACUGACCACAGGGGAUUCCGAGUUCUCCAUGGCCGCCUAUGGAGCUCUGGAGGAUAUGAAAGCGCUGUACCCCAGCAGGCUGCAGUUGCCCCCCGCCUCCAGGGCUGCUAGUUCAGGGGGCAGGAGGAUCGGGAUCAACCUAGGGGUCAACCUAGGACCUCAGAAAGCUGUGUACACCAAACUGUGUGGAGCUGUGGGCAUAGCCACGGCGUCGUCCUACGAAGGCACUUCCCGCCCACGGCAGGCCCGCCAACUGAAGGUUUCCGCUGGGAGGACAAGGGUCCCUGCUUCGCCUCGUUCCGCCCUCGGCGACGGCAAAAUGCUUCUCUUCUCGUGGCGAGCCCUGGGCGAGGCGCCCGAGGCAUCUGUCCUAAGGCCGGGCCUCUCCGCGUGGGAUCAGGCGCUAUCUGUGGCCACGAUUCUACUUACCCCCAGCCAACCACUGAAGAGGGAAGAAAGAAGUUUGGUCCUGCGGUUUUGUUUGCACUUUUAA
Messenger RNA from Euleptes europaea (tarantolino), 1373 nucleotides. RefSeq names its product repulsive guidance molecule B-like. Gene Ontology annotation, molecular function: coreceptor activity. Gene Ontology annotation, biological process: BMP signaling pathway. NCBI's taxonomy places the organism in Eukaryota, Metazoa, Chordata, Lepidosauria, Squamata, Sphaerodactylidae. The transcript is spliced from 4 exons. Gene Ontology annotation, cellular component: plasma membrane. The record is from RefSeq and is a predicted model, not a curated record. The coding region runs from base 63 to 1373 and encodes 436 amino acids.